Messenger RNA from Grus americana (Whooping crane), 3578 nucleotides. RefSeq names its product squalene epoxidase (gene SQLE). Gene Ontology annotation, biological process: sterol biosynthetic process; cholesterol metabolic process. Gene Ontology annotation, cellular component: membrane; endoplasmic reticulum. NCBI's taxonomy places the organism in Eukaryota, Metazoa, Chordata, Aves, Gruiformes, Gruidae. Bases 197 to 1918 code for a protein of 573 amino acids. The record is from RefSeq and is a predicted model, not a curated record. The transcript is spliced from 12 exons. Gene Ontology annotation, molecular function: squalene monooxygenase activity; flavin adenine dinucleotide binding.
CUCGCGGGGUGCUCUCUGUGAGGUGCCGCCGGGGUCCAGGGCGCCGGGCGGGAAACGAGGGAGGAGGAGGAGGAGCAGGAGGCAGCGCCGCAUCCUCCCUCCGUGAGGCGGCUGCGGGGGGCCCUGACGCGAGCAGCAUCCGUCAGCGGGAAGGCUUUGGAGGAAGCAACCGGGAACAGCGACCAGUCCCCUCACGAUGUGGACCUUUCUGGGCAUUGCCUCCUUCAUCUACGUGUAUAAAAAGUGCGGAGACCUCAUGACUUACGCUAAUAAGGAGGUGCUACUCUCUGUGUUAGUGUUUUUCUCCCUUGGCUUGCUGCUGUCGUACAGGUACCGCUUCAGGGGGCCCAAGCAACAGCAGCAGCAGCGGAAGACCCACUUGGGAAUGCUCUCUGAUGUUCUCUCAGCUUUACCACUCAUUGGCUUCUUCUGGGCCAAACCCACCCCAGGAUCUCAACAAGUCGAACAACCCAAAUCCAGAAAGGGUAAAAGAGAAGUAAACUUCUCAGAUGUAUAUCUGACAGACACUGCUCCAAAUACAACACUAUCUCCCCAAUACGAUCCAGAAAUUAUCAUUGUGGGAUCAGGUGUCCUUGGUUCUUCCUUGGCCACGGUGCUCUCCAGGGAUGGAAGAAAGGUGACUGUGAUAGAGAGGGAUCUGAAAGAACCUGACAGGAUAGUUGGAGAAUUGUUGCAACCUGGAGGUUUUAAUGCGCUUAGAGACUUGGGUCUUGAAGACACAGUAGAAGGCAUUGAUUCACAAAUAGUAAAUGGGUACAUAAUUCAUGACAUAGAGAGCAAGUCGGAGGUUGAAAUUCCUUAUCCAACAUCUGAGGAUGGCCGUGUGGCGAGUGGAAGAUCUUUUCAUCAUGGCCAGUUCAUCAUGGGUCUCCGAAGGGCAGCUAUGGCAGAACCCAAUGCAAAAUUCAUUGAGGGGACUGUGUUACAAUUGCUUGAGGAAGAUGACUGUGUUGUGGGUGUUCAGUACAAGGACAAAGAAACUGGAAACACUAAGGAACUUCAUGCACCACUUACUGUUGUAGCUGAUGGACUCUUCUCCAAGUUUAGAAAAAACCUAGUCUCCAACAAAGUUACCGUUUCAUCCCAUUUUGUUGGUUGCAUUUUGAAGGGUGCACCACAGUUUAAAGCUAAUUAUGCUGAACUUGUUUUAGCUAAAACUAGUCCGGUGCUAAUCUAUCAGAUCUCUUCAACUGAGACUCGGGUCCUUGUUGAUAUUCGAGGAGAAAUGCCAAAAAAUUUAAAAGAAUACAUGAUUGAGAAUAUUCAUCCACAGCUACCUGAUCACUUAAAGGAACCAUUCUUAAUAGCAGUUCAGAAUGAUCGUUUAAGGACUAUGCCUGCCAGCUUCCUGCCUCCUUCAGCUGUUAACAAAAAAGGUGUUCUCCUUUUAGGAGAUGCAUAUAAUAUAAGACACCCUCUAACUGGUGGAGGAAUGAGUGUUAUUUUAAAUGAUGUUAAAAUAUGGAGAAGUUUGCUCCAGGAUAUUCCAGACCUUUAUGAAGAUUCUGACAUUCUUAAGGCAAAAAGAACAUUUUACUGGUCAAGAAAAAAAUCUCAUUCUUUUGUAGUAAAUGUUCUUGCCCAGGCACUUUAUGAACUCUUUGCUGCCACAGAUGAUUCCUUGCAUCAGCUAAAGAAAGCCUGUUUCCAUUACUUCAGACUUGGUGGAGAAUGCGUCUCAGGUCCUGUUGGAUUGCUAUCUGUGUUAUCUCCUAAACCAAUGGUACUGAUUGGCCACUUCUUUGCUGUGGCAUUAUACGCUGUUUAUUUUUGCUUUAAGUCAGAGUCAUGGAUCACCACACCUCGAGCAUUUUUCAGUAGCGGAGCUAUUCUUUACCGGAGUUGCUCUAUAAUAUUUCCACUUAUUUACUCUGAAAUGAAGUAUUUAGUCUAUUAAAAUCCAGGGGGAAAUGACUGGAGGAAGAAAACAUGAAAAUCAUGAUGCCUUCAAAAUCUUUGGACACAUACUAUUUAAUAUUGUAUUAUGUUUUCUUCUCUUCAAAAUGCAAUUUCCUUGAUAAGGAUUUGACUUAAUUUUGGUUUCGUGGUUAUAUACAUAUAUAUUAUAUGUAAAUAUUCUUUCCUUUGCAAUUAAAAUUCAAAAAGGAGUUAGCUGUUUACAAGGACCAUAAUUAAGUGUUGACAUGUGGUAGAUAAUUGCCAGUUUUGUCAGAAUUUCAUUCCUUGCUUUAUCCAUUGCCGAGUGCACCACUAAUAUUAAUAAACUGAAAAGUGAAAACUGUAAAGCAUAUGCUGCUAUUAUCAUUCAUGCUUUUUUCUGUUCUGUAGUUCCAUGGACUGUUUCUUUAUUACUGUGAAUAUUGUAAGAACAUUCUUGAUUUGGGUUAUUUCAUUAGGAUUUGCCUCUUCUUUUUCAGUUGCAGCUAAGAUACUAGUCUACUGACACUUAAAAGGACACUGUAAAGGAUUUCAGAUCUUGAAGUGUCACCGUAUCUUUAACUUCAGUCACUGUUGCAAGUGCCAUGUUGCUCUUCUGAAAUCCUUCUUUACACCAGAAUUAAUUUAAGCAAGUAAUAAUCAAACCAUAGUUAUGCUGGCUACCGCAUUGCACUCAGGUACUGAAAGCACAUGGUUUUGAAACUUUCUUCUUCUCUCACGUCCUUUUAAAAACUUAGGAUUCCUUGGUGUGUGUGCAAUUCAAGUUUAACACUGCCACCAACUGAAGCACAACAACAAACCACAUCCACUGAAACAAAUUCAGUCCAGCUAUUUCCAGUAGACAGUGAUCUUUAAUAUUACAUCUUAAAAUUCAUGACAACCACCAUGAAAGUGUCCUUUUAAUACUCUAUGUUUUUUUUUCUUGUAGAAAUUACUGCAUGCUACUAAAGGGUUCAUGUCUUUUACUGUUGGUCAAUUUUCCUCUCAAUGCUACAUUUAUCAAUAUGCUUUCCUUCAUUCUUAUGUAUUUUCAUUUUCCCUUACCUUUCUUAUGAUUGCUCUGUGUAUCGUUGUAUGGCUCUCGUAUUAUGGCUUGCCUGAACAAUCACACAUCAGAGCAGCCAGCAGUGUAGAGAGCAGUAAGAGAUUAAGUUUUUCUGUGCUGGCGAAACUUUGACUCUUAUCUUUUGAAAAUGACACAUUGCAUAAGCUGUACAUAAACAUACAUUUUAUGUUGGACUGUGAAAAAAAAAAAUCUGUGGAGAGGCUUUUUUAGUAUUUUAUUUUACGGAUAUUUCAAAUGACCUGUUCUUUUCCAGAAGCAAAAGUAUGUAUAUUUUUCUAACCAUAUCACUUUUGAUACCCUCUUGAAAUUUCACGCAUCAUGAAUCUGUCUGUGUUUAAACUUUAGGGUAAAGUACUAAUAUUUUCAAAUAUCAUUAUUUAUGGUAACUAAAUAAUGCCCCUUUAAGGGUAUACAAACUUUGCAGAAUUUAUACAAGCGUUUUCAAAAUUUGUGACAAUUUUGAAAAUAUUGAGUAAUUUUACAUUUUCUAUUUUUUUAAUAUUAUUUGCAAUCAGUCUCUUUAAAGUCAAGGAUAAACAGUCCUUAGCCAAAUACGCAUCCUCAGCUAACUUAAAUAAAAGGUUCUGAUAUC